Cynoglossus semilaevis (tongue sole) is the source of this 4546-nucleotide messenger RNA. It is a transcript of the gene slc45a1, whose product is annotated as solute carrier family 45 member 1. The record is from RefSeq and is a predicted model, not a curated record. The transcript is spliced from 9 exons. Gene Ontology annotation, cellular component: membrane. Gene Ontology annotation, biological process: transmembrane transport. Gene Ontology annotation, molecular function: sucrose:proton symporter activity. NCBI's taxonomy places the organism in Eukaryota, Metazoa, Chordata, Actinopteri, Pleuronectiformes, Cynoglossidae. The coding region runs from base 248 to 2677 and encodes 809 amino acids.
UCAUGAGUGAGUGCGCAGCGGUGCUGAUGUAGGGAGGGGCGUGACGUCACAGAAGAGACAGGGAGGACAGAGGAGGGGGGUGGAGAAAAAAGCGACGGAGAAGAAAUCAGGGGAUGAGUGAAUCAAAGAAAAACAAAAAGAAAAGAAAAACCACCAUGACUGCUGUGUACCACAGUGACUGCAGUGUUUCUCCAACCACAGUACUGCAGUAGUACACGAGGAGCCGGCCCGGUAAGUGAGCGCUCACAUGAGAGGGAUGUCAUCCCCAGGCAUGGGCACCCCCAGUGACCCCCUCCUGACCAGUCCAGGGGGGAGGUUGUCCACAGCUCAGGAAGGGAUCUGGAGAUGCUCGCUCCCCAAAACCGCCAGCUUCCCAACAUCCACCACUCGCCACCUCAGUCACCGGGCCAACAACUUCCAAAGACAGCCGAAGCGGCGGAAGCUGAUACGUCCCUCUCCUCCCCCACCUCCCAACACACCCUGUCCUCUGGACCAGCUGGACCUCAGUGAACUUCCCCCCAGACGGACCUUCCAGGAGCUGCUCUUCAACGGCUGCAUCCUCUUUGGUAUCGAGUUCAGCUACGCCAUGGAGACGGCGUACGUGACUCCAGUGCUGCUCCAGAUGGGUCUGCCGGAUCAGUUCUACAGUUUGGUCUGGUUCAUCAGCCCCAUACUGGGGUUCCUGGUCCAGCCUCUGAUUGGAGCGUGGAGUGAUCGGUGUACGUCCAGGUUUGGGCGGAGGAGACCGUUCAUAUUCGCCCUGGCCAUAGGCGCUCUGGUCGGUCUCACCCUGGUGUUAAAUGGGAGGGACAUCGGGGGGGCCCUCCACGACACGGCUUCAAAUCACAAAUGGGGGAUCAUCCUGACAGUGUGUGGUGUGGUUUUAAUGGACUUCAGUGCCGACUCAGCUGAUAACCCCAGCCAUGCCUACAUGAUGGACGUGUGCAGCCCAGAGGACCAGGACAGAGGCCUGAAUAUCCACGCCCUGCUGGCAGGACUGGGCGGUGGAUUUGGCUACAUCGUGGGGGGCAUCAACUGGGACCAGACAAAGUUCGGGAGGUCAAUGGGGGGUCAGCUGAGGGUCAUAUACAUGUUUACCAGUGUGACCUUGGUCUUCGCCACAGCCAUGACUCUGGUCAGUAUCCCAGAACGACCCAUACCAAAGAGUCAGACAAACAAGAACGCCAGCAAAAACCAUCUGAAAAGCCCCAGCCUCCCCCUUCCUCUCUCCCCCCCUGUCGCCCCUGGAUCAAACCUGGGGCUGGAUGAAGAAGACGAUGACGGCCUUUACAGCUAUAACUUCUCUAAAUCCCACCCAGCCGACCCUCUGGCCCAUUCCUGCAGCGCCAGUGCGUGCCUGUGUGCCGGCCUCAGCAGCCCCAUCUCCCCCCUGAGCCCUUUGACCCCUAAGUACGGCAGCUUUAUAAGCAGAGACAGCUCCCUGACAGGCAUCAAUGAGUUCGCCUCCUCCUUAGGAACCUCGUACAUAGACAGUGUUCUCAUAGACUGCUACACCGGUCAGCAGAGCCCACAGGCCCCGGUGCCAAACUCCACCACUGGUGCCCUACCACCAGGGGACUCUCCUCUGCCUGAGGGGACGGGGAACCAUCCUGUAGUGGAGGUUCAGGCUGAUGUGGUGGCUCCCCCUGCUGGUGAAGAUGGGGAUGCAGGAGCGUCACAGCCAGAGGGAGAGACACGAACUCACGAAGCCUCUCAGGUCACACCAGGAACUGCAGGAUCACAGCGAGGCUCCGCAGCUGGCAUCCUGAAGAGACCCCAAAGUCUGGCCCUGAUGGAGGAACCCACGGCAGCACAGGUGGUUGGUCUGGAGAACGGACGCAGGAGAACCGUCACCUUCAGCCAGCAGGUCGCAAACAUUCUGCUCAACGGCGUGCGCUACGAGAGCGACCUGAGUGAGAACGUGGAGACGGGAGAAUCCCAGAUGUCCAUGAAGCUUCUGUGUAUCGCCAUCUACAGGAUGCCUCCUUCCCUGCGGAGUUUAUGCACUAAUCAUUUUUUGGGCUGGCUGUCCUUCGAAGGCAUGCUGCUCUUCUACACGGAUUUCAUGGGGGAGGUUGUGUUCAAAGGAGACCCCAAAGCCCCCCAUGACUCUGAGGCCUAUCAGCGUUACAAUGCUGGGGUCAGCAUGGGCUGCUGGGGCAUGUGCAUCUAUGCAUUCAGUGCUGCGUUCUACUCAGCCAUACUGGAGAAGCUGGAGGAGCGCUUCUCUCUCCGCACUCUCUAUUUUUUUGCCUACCUGGCGUUUGGUCUGGGCACAGGUCUGGCCACGCUGUCCACCAACCUCUACGUGGUGCUGUCCCUCUGCGUCACCUACGGGGUGCUGUUCUCCUCUCUGUGCACGCUGCCUUACUCUCUGCUCUGUGAAUACUACCAGAGCCCCCAGUUUUGUGGCUCCUCAGAAGAAGGGACCAGGCGAGGGAUGGGGGUGGACAUCUCUCUGCUCAGCUGCCAGUACUUCCUGGCUCAGAUCCUGGUCUCGGUGGCCAUGGGACCUUUGACCUCACUGGUGGGCGGGGCCCAGGGAGUGAUGUACUUUGCCAGCCUGAUGUCUUUCGUGGGCUGCCUGUACUCCUCUCUCUGCGUGGUCUACCAUCUGCCCCCACCUGAGGGUGAGCCCCCUGAUAGCGAGACCCAGCCACUGUUGGUGCACAUUUAGCAAAGAAAAAGUCUCAUCAUUUCCUUCAUCUCAUAUUUGCUCACAGCAUGCACACACACACACACACACACACACACACACUAAACAGAAAGUGCUGUCACUUAGUGCCUGAGUGUAUUGACACCCCCCCCUCUCCCCCCCCAGCACUGACGGGACAAACGCUCCGACACAUCCUGCCGCACACUGUACUGCACAACCAUAGGUGUCACUGUAGGCUCCUCUCAGAGCCAGGCAGCCAUUGGCCACUGCUCCAAACACAUGACCGGUGUGUGUUCAUACAGUGUGUGUGCUCAUGCAUUACUCUUUGUAUUAAACAGCUUGAAUGUGUGUGUGUGUGUGUGUGUGUGUGUGUCUUUGUUUGUGGCCUCAUCAUGUCUUCCUCAUGUUUGACACAGAGAAGCUCAUCACCACAUCUUCAGUUGUAACGUUGUGCAUGAGCUGUCGUGUGGUUGGUCCACCACCGUGUCGUCGUUGUUGUUUCUUUGGUCAAACGGCGAGGAUUCCUGUCGACCUGCCUGUUUCUCUGAGAUCUGUAAACGGUUCUUAGUUCAUUUGAGUCCAGACACCAAACACCAAGCUGACCAGUACCAGUGCAGAUUUCCUUUAGCGCUUUAAGGUCUUCACACUGUUUCAUUGCAAUUGAGAACAGACACAUUUGUCCAACAUCCAGUGGUGGUGGAAGCUAACGCAGCUCCUCCAGUGGAGGUGGAAGCUAACGCAGCUCCUCCAGUGGUGGUGGAAGCUAACGCAGCUCCUCAUUCACAGACAGUCAAGACGACACACAUAGACACAUCUUUACAAAACCUUCCAAAUCACAGAGAAAUGUGUACUGGUGGCAAAAUCUGUCUGGAGCCUCACUAAGCCAUGGGCAGCUCAGCGAGCGCCCGCUCUCCUGCGGCCGUGCCAUUGUUAUAAUGACAGUCAUUCUUGUCAUUAUCAGGAAGAGGAGAAGUUGAAACUGGGGUGUGAAUCAGCAAAUGGAACAAAACAGAAGAACAGGAAACUGAGAGAAGAUUCAUGUGAACUGUGGGUAACCCCCCCCCCACGCCCCCCCGGCUGGACCACAGGGGAGGAAGAGCCGGAGGGGGGGGUUAGUAGAACCAGCACCAAAUACUGAGGUCGUCAGGGCGCCUGUCUAAGGCGGUCUCUGUCAAUGCUGACAUCACGUGACCAGAUGAACUCCUUUACCGCUUUGACCUUUUUAUUGUGACGUUGGCGGUCUCGUCAUGGAGUGCUCCACCUCCACGGUGCUGGACUUACCUGCUGACUCAGCAGGAUAACUGGACUGACGUGCUAAUGUUUCUGAGGAAACUGCUAAUUCUAUUAACCAUGCUGUUGCAGCUUGCUUGCAAAAAAAACCAAAAAAAACAAGAAUAUAUAAUCCCACCUUCUGCUCAGUAUUAGCAGUGGUACUGUUAAAGCUUUUAUUCAGGGUUCAUUCAAAAACUAAAGUCAUUUUUUUUGCCACUUUAGACUCUGUUUUCAUUGCUACUUGCAGUAUUUGACACUACAGUCAUUAUACCACACGGGGGAGCUGUAGGACACAGGAUCGCUUCCCAUUAAUCUUGUCUUACUCUUUUCCAUUACCAAGUGAGACUAUUCCUGUAGCUUUCCAUGUUAUGAAAAAUGAGGUCAGAUGACGUCAUCCACCCACAACCGCGGUCUGAAAUGGCACCGCGAUGUCAGUAACGGAGCACACACUCAGUCAACUUAAGUAAAAAGACAAUUUAUUUGUUUAUCAGAAUAUACAAAGCAGUGGCUGGAGUAACCGGAUGUCAUUCUGGUUCUGAAGAGGGGGUCUUGGACACAAAAACCGGGCCACUCCGCCAUAACAGAACUCAUCGUAAACAUAAAAAAAAAAAAACUAAA